Lepisosteus oculatus (spotted gar) is the source of this 2998-nucleotide messenger RNA. RefSeq names its product SHQ1, H/ACA ribonucleoprotein assembly factor (gene shq1). NCBI's taxonomy places the organism in Eukaryota, Metazoa, Chordata, Actinopteri, Semionotiformes, Lepisosteidae. The record is from RefSeq and is a predicted model, not a curated record. Gene Ontology annotation, biological process: box H/ACA snoRNP assembly. Gene Ontology annotation, cellular component: nucleoplasm; cytoplasm.
CGGUACAAGCAUGGUCCCAUGUUCUGGGUAAGGUUGAGCAGACUACACUGGUUCCGGACGUCCACGACGUUUAAAAAAGAAGAAAGUGCAUCUGUCGCAGUAUCUAGCCCAGACGUGAACGUUGCCUGAGCCUUUCCCUCCACAUGUGUGCUGGUUGUGUGAAUCAUGAUAACUCCUAUAUUUGAGAUAACUCAAGAAUCGGAUUUCCUCAUCAUCAGUAUUCGUGUUCCUUACACACGAACUUCAGAGUUUGACCUAUACAUCGAUGGCGAGGAUUUCAAAUUUUAUGCCAAGCCAUACUUCCUAAGGCUCACCCUCCCUGGGAGAAUUGUAGAGGAUGGGAGAGAAAAAGCCUCUUUUGAUGUCGGUAAAGGUAUUUUUACCUUGCGGGUUCCUAAAGAAACUCCAGGAGAGCCUUUUGAAGGACUUCAGAUGCUGACCUCUCUUCUUGCACCCAAGGGCUCGAGAUCUGCUAAGCCUCUAGUGGAAGAAACAGAGCUCUCUGGAGAAUGUGUGGCAGAAAGUGAUGAAGAAGAUUUUGACUGGGAGGUAGAUCAGGAAGUACAAGUAGAGAUCACUGAAGAAGAACUUGGCAGGCUUUACAAAUAUGGCUUUGGAAAUCAACGAGCUGGGAUUUUCACCAGACUGCAGGACGAGUUGAGUGAUGUCAUUGAUGUGAAGAGUCCAGACAGCACCUCAGCUGCUGAGCGCAGACAGGGCCGUUUGGCUGCUGAGACUGCCAAGUUUGAACCUGACCAUUACCUGGCAGACUUGUUUGAAGAUGAUGCAGUCCAGAACGUGCUGAAAUACAGACCCUGGUGGGUUGAAGUGGAGAGUAAAAAGAAGAUAAAGGAAGAAAUCACUCAAGGCCAUGAUGGGGGUGAAGGAGCCAUGUUUUUUUCUGAAGAGGAAAAGGAGCAGCUCAGAAAAUUCAGCAAUAAAUCCUACCUGCUCGAUAAAAAAGCCACCCAUCAGGUGUGGAUCAGCCUGGUUGAUAUAAUCCUGGCAUACGUCUAUGAGGUCCGUGUCACAGAAGGGGAAAAAAAUGUGGAGUCUCCAUGGAAUAUCAGAAAACUGAGUGGAACACUGAGCUGGCUGGAGACAUACAACUCUGUCCAGGAGGUCUUGGUAUCAUUUGGAAGAAGAGUGCUGUGUUACCCAUUGUAUAGACACUUUGCUCUCAUUAAGGCAGCUAUAGAAGAUGCGGCAGUGAUAUUUGAGUUAGGAAAAGUCUGUGUCCUGAAAUGUUUGUUAGACAUUCACAAGGUCUUCAGGGAGAAUGACCCCGCUUACAUCCUCAACGAUCUCUACAUCACAGAUUACUGCGUGUGGAUUCAAAAGGCCAAGUCCAAAAAAGUCAGGGCUCUUACUGAGUACUUAAAGAAAGCCACACUCCGCAAAUCAGACCUGGAAUUAGAACUGGAUGAGCUGGAAACUGCGGCGCAGCUGGUGAAAGUAGAAGAGGAGGAGGAAGACUCGAGACAAGCAGCCAGGUACAGGGAGAGCAUUCCAGAAUCAGACAGCGAGGAGGACUCCGAGGAAGACGAUGGCUCUAGCAGCAGCAGCAGCUCCUCCGCAGAGACAGAUGAGUGCAGCUCUGACAAGGAGGACAGCCUUGACAGGCUGCAGAGCUGCGUUCUGGAAAAGGCUAGCCCGCCUCGAGCAGCAAAUAUUCCUGAGGCAAAUCCAGUCACUCAGCAUUUAGACUGUGAGGCAGGACCUCGGGGUGAGGAGGAACCAUUAUUUUUGAAGUUACCAGGCUUCCCUCUGUCUCAGCCAAUGCCCAGAAAACUGAUAGAAGAGCUGGGGGACCAAGUGUGCUCAGUGGUGAGGAUCUCCGAGCAGCCUGAAGGCACCGAUUCCAGGGGCUGUGAUGUUGUUCAGGGAGAACGAGACAAGCCUUCUGUGCAAUCUGCAGAGCACACAGUGCUGAGGCCAGCAACAGCAGAAACCGCAGCUUCUCAGGGGACUUUUUUAGAGGUGUGUCCUCAGAGAAACCCUUUGCUAAUCAUAGCAGACUGUGAUGAUGAUGUAGAAGGUUCGUAGAGCGUGACAUGAGUACAGAGAGAGAGAUAAGGGAUUCAGCGCCAGACUGCAUUAACCCCUUUUUUCACACAGUGAGGCAGAGUUGCAUGUAUGAAAUGUGGUAAAAGACUAGAAAAGGGAAACUCACAGGCUCUUUAUUCUCUCCCAAAGAUGAAUAUCUAAGAAUACGUUUGUUUGAGAACGAGAACAAGUGAGUGUUGAAUCCUCAGAAGAAAUUCUGAGUUUGUAUGGUCUGUUCUCUAAAAAUGUCUUAACAAACAUUCUGUUGUAAUCUUACAUGGUUGAUUUAAACAUGUUUCAGAGGCAAUUUAUGUCCAUUAAAAAUGCUGUUAAUAGUUUUGUUUUGGGUUUGUUCUGAUUAGCAUGCAUUAGCUUUCUUUUCAUAUGAUUAUUCUGUCUCAUUAAAUAUAAUGUGAUUCUUACAAGAAGCAGAUUUAGUGUGUUAAAAUACCAGAAACAAAUGCAUUCAAGUAAAAAAAGAUGAAAAGGGACAGCGGAUCGAGCAAAAGCAUUUUUCAUUUUUAUUGAAUUCCAUGCUAACAGCAUUAUAAAAUUAAGACAUUUAAAAUGUGUAUUUUAUCUUACGAGUAUACUCCUUUUACCUUUAAAGUAAUGGAACAUCUUGGACCCUAGAUUUUCUAACAUCUUCAUGUUAAAUUUAACUUAAGCAGAUUAUGACCAGUGUUUGAACAGCUGUUUUAAAAAGAGGUAUUGCAAUAUGCUAAUCCAGGAAAAAACGUUAGAAGAUUGACAUUCAAGACCCACUUAUUCAGAUAUAUAAAGAAGAAAAAGAGCAGCCUACUGUAACUUAAACCAGAAAAUGAAUUUACCCUGGCAGGAUUUAGUGGGAGAAUGUACACUAUUGUGUUUCCUCUCUUUAUUUUCUUUGUCGGCACUUCUUGAGCACAUAUCACAUGUUUUAUGUAAAUGAAAAUAAAUCCCUUUCCUGUCU